AAAGGAAUAUGGAUAUGGGGCCAAGGUAAGAAAACCGUUGUGAAUCUGCAACUCUCUGCUUAGCUCUAGCCAGUCUCUUCAAUUUUCCCAUCUCACAGUUCCCAUUUCUCUUUAAUUAACGGCCAGGACGGAGAAAAAAGAAGAAAAGGGGAAAUGGAAAAUUAAUAGCAGAAGAAGGAAGAAGUGGCCUGCUGCUGCUCUCUUUCCUAGAACAAAGUCUUCUCAACUUCCCAGGAUCACAAUUCACAACUUUCAACUUCUUCUCGAACGAGGAGGAAAUUUCACCAUGUGAAGUUGCUUCAGUUACUUGGCCGUCUCCUUCCUUGGUCUGAUGAUGUCGGACCAAAGCUGACAACUUUUCUUCUCCCGCGAUUUGUAAACUGAAUUUGAUCUCGGCCCUCGAAAAUGGCGAAGAGGAUGAUGCGCAGGGUAGCAGGGAUGAAUAUCGACCAAGUUGUGGAGGUCUUCAAUGCUCUUUAUGAAGAGAAGAAGCCCAUCCUACCAUUUUUGAUUCCCUUGUUGUUGUUUCUUUGGUGCGUUGAGAGAUGGGUUUUCUCUCUUUCCAAUUGGGUUCCUCUUGCUGUUGCUGUUUGGGCUCUUCUUCAGUAUUCGAGUCAUCAGAAAAGAAUGCUUGUGGAAGAUCUGAACAGAAAGUGGAAACGAGUUAUAUUAAGCACAUCGGCAACAACAGCUGUAGAACACUGUGAGUGGCUGAACAAGAUGUUGCUGGAAAUUUGGGCGAAUUAUUUCAACCCACGGCUUUCUACAAGGUUCUCAUACAUAGUGGAGAGACUCUUAAAGGAGCGGAAACCCAAGCUCAUAGAAUGGGUUGAACUGCAGGAGUUUUCUCUAGGCUCAUCCCCACCUAGCUUGGGCCUUAGUGGGAGUCGCUGGGCAACUGCAGGUGACCAGCGAGUGAUGCACAUGAGUUUUGAUUGGGACACCUGUGACAUGAGCAUCAUGCUAUUGGCUAAGUUGGCCAAGCCAUUAGGAACUGCUCGGAUUGUUAUUAACAGCCUGCAGAUCAAGGGUGAUCUUCUCUUGAUGCCAAUUUUGGAAGGGAGAGCAGUUCUCUACUCUUUUGUGUCGACUCCUGAAGUAAGAAUAGGAGUCGCCUUUGGAAGUGGUGGAAGCCAAUCUCUACCUGCCACUGAGCUUCCUGGCGUUUCUUCUUGGUUGGUCAAACUUUGCUCUGACACCUUAGAUAAAACAAUGGUUGAGCCUCGACGUCGGUGUUUCUCUUUACCGGCUGUAGACUUGAGAAAGAAGGUUGUUGGUGGGAUUGUACAUGUGACGGUUGUUUCAGCUAGUAAACUUUCUAAGUCUAGUUUCAAGGGAAGUCCAACAAGAAAGCAGCAACAGAGUUCAGAAGAUGGUGUUGAUGAUAAUGAUUUGCAGACUUUUGUGGAAGUCGAGCUUGGUCAGUUAACAAGGAAGACAAAUGCAAGACCAGGCUCAAGUCCCAAAUGGAAUUCAACUUUCAACAUGGUGCUACAUGAAGAAACUGGAAUCUUGCGGUUCAAUCUUUGCAACUGUAACCCCGAUAGUGUGAAGUAUGACUACCUAUCAAGUUGUGAGAUCAAGGUAGAUUCCAUACUUAUGGUUGAUGUGUUUCACAGGAUGAAGUAUGUUGCAGACGAUUCAACAGUUUUUUGGGCAAUAGGGCCAGACUCAAGUAUAAUAGCGAAGCAUGCCGAGUUCAGUGGAAGAGAAGUUGAAAUGAUUGUUCCAUUAGAAGGGCCAAACUCUGGGGAGUUGGCUGUGAAGCUUGUGGUAAAAGAAUGGCAAUUCUCGGACGGUACGCACAGCCUGAACAAGUACAAAAGCAGGUCUCGACAAUCUGUGGAUGGAUCAUCGAUUCUUCCUUCAAGAACAGGACGGAAGAUCAAUGUAACUGUUGUGGAAGGACAAGAUCUAACUGUCAAAGAAAGAUCGGGCAAGUUUAACCCAUAUGUCAAGUUGCAGUAUGGAAAGGCAGUCCAGAAGACAAAGACUUCACAAUUUCCCAAUCCUAUCUGGAACCAAAAGUUUGAAUUUGAAGAGAUUGGAGGGGAUGAGUACCUUAAGAUCAAAUGCUAUACCGAAGAAGUGUUUGGGGAUGAAAGCAUUGGUAGUGCAAGGGUAAAUUUGGAAGCUUUAGUUGAGGGUUCGAUAAGGGAUGCAUGGAUUCCUCUGGAGAAAGUAACCUCAGGAGAACUGCGGCUUCAGAUAGAAGCAGUGAAAGUUGAUGAGGAUGAUGGAUCAAAGAGCAUGACUUCAAGUUCACCUAUUGGCUGGAUUGAACUUGAAAUUAUUGAAGGGAGGGAUCUUAUUGCUGCCGAUCUUAGAGGAACAAGUGAUCCAUACGUUAGGGUGCAAUAUGGAAACUUGAAGAGGCGAACAAAGGUAGUCUUCAAAACUCUCACUCCACAAUGGAACCAGAUGUUAGAGUUUCCGGACGAUGGCAGUCCCUUGGAAUUGCAUGUCAAAGACCAUAAUGCGUUGCUACCUGGAUCCAGUAUAGGUGACUGUGUUGUAGAGUACCAAAGGUUGCCCCCAAACCAAACAUCCGACAAGUGGAUACCUCUGCAAGGUGUGAAAAGAGGCGAGAUACACGUUCGAGUCACCAGGCGAGUCCCUGAACAACCAAAGAGAACUAGCUCAGAUUCUGAAGGCUAUUUGAGUAACUCCCAUAAACUUACAGGCCAGUUGAAGCAGAUGAUGUCAAAGCUCCGAUCUUCUGUUGAAGGUGGGAAUCUCGAUACUGUUUCAUUAGCUUUGAGUGAGAUGGAAAGUGUAGCAGAGACCCAAGAAGAGUACAUGGUACAGCUCGAGACCGAGCAAAUGCUUCUUCUUAACAAGAUAAAAGAGCUUGGUGAAGAAAUCCUUAAUGCUCCACCAGUCUUGGAAAGAAGAUCAUCUGCUGCGAUAUAACAUUCCCUACGUUUCCCCCAUUAUACAGGGUUAUCCGUCUCCGCCAACUGAAGCAGAUUCCUCCCGCACAGCCACAGCCACACAGUCACAGCCGUUCUUCACUCCCGGAAGACUUCUGCCUGGCAGUGUUCAUCCCAACUUUCCUUCCAUUUUUCCUGCAUUCUAAACAGGUUAAGAAUCUCAAAUGCUAAAAUCGCCAUAGCUGGGUAUUUUCCAAUUUCGUUCAAAGUCAUGAGCUUUGCGACUGCUAAAUUAUCAGAGCUCCCACUCAGAGGCCACUCCUCUUUCUUCCCAAAACCCUUCUGCUCCUCGUUGCGAACCAACAAGUACGUCAGAACCCAAAACCCGAAAUCGAGAAACUCCAAUUCCCCAAAUUCUACCUGGUUGUCCAAGUGGCCUCCGAAGGGGAAUUCGGUUAGGGGUACUCCCAAGAAAGAGGUAAGUCGGCCUGUUUAUGAGGAGAAGGCUCGGUAUUUGGCGAGGGAUAAAGGGGAUACUGCAAUUGAGAGAAUCGUACUUCGCUUGAGAAAUUUGGGUUUGGGCGCGGAAGACGAGCAAGGAGAAGAAGGGAGGGAGGAGACCGGGAUUCUGACCGCCGAGUUGCCGCCAGUUAAUGGGGAGGAGAGGCUGGCGGAUCUUUUGAAGCGGGAGUGGAUUAGGCCUGAUACUAUUUUGGACGAGGAUGAUGGUAGUGACGAUGAAAUGGCGUUGCCGUGGGAGAGAGAAGAGAAAGAGAGGGAGAUGCAGGGAAGAGAGGAAGAUGGAGGGAUGGAAAGGAAGAGGAGGCCAAAGGCUCCGACUUUGGCGGAAUUGACGAUUGAGGAUGAAGAAUUGAGAAGGCUGAGGAAGAUGGGAAUGACUUUGAGAGAGAGGAUCAAUGUGCCAAAAGCUGGGAUCACCCAGGAAGUUUUGGAGAAGAUUCAUGAUAAAUGGCGUAAAGCUGAGCUGGUUAGGCUCAAGUUCCACGAGUUUCUCGCCCAUGACAUGAAAACUGGCCACGAGAUUGUCGAGCGUCGCACUGGAGGGUUAGUUUUAUGGAGGGCAGGAAGUGUUAUGAUUGUUUACCGAGGCGGUAACUACCAAGGUCCGAAAUCUCCGGAAUCUGCUAGGCAAGAAGGGGAAUCGCCAUUCAUUCCAGAUGUGUCAUCUGCUGAUUCAUCCUCAUUCAAAAGUGAUGAGGCCGCAUUGCCAGAUUCAGAGAAGUCUGUACUACCAGUUGUGAGACUUCCACAACAGACCGAGACCUUGACCGAGCAGGAAAUUGAAUAUAACCAACUCUUGGAUGGAUUAGGGCCCCGUUAUGAGGCGUGGUGGGGCACUGGAGUGCUUCCUGUGGAUGCUGAUUUGCUUCCACCUAAAGUUCCUGGUUACAUGACGCCUUUUAGGUGUCUUCCUACUGGAAUGCGGCCUCGACUUACUAAUGCUGAGAUGACUAAUUUGAGGAAACUUGCUAAAUCACUUCCCUGCCAUUUUGCCCUUGGGAGGAACAGAAACCAUCAAGGGCUGGCAGUUGCUAUACUCAAACUUUGGGAGCAAAGCCUAAUUGUGAAAAUUGCCGUGAAGCGAGGGAUACAGAAUACGAAUAACAAGCUAAUGGCUGAGGAAAUAAACCAAUUAACAGGAGGUGUCUUGUUGCUCAGAAACAAAUAUUAUAUUGUCAUUUUCCGUGGGAAGGAUUUCCUGCCUGCAAGUGUAGCUGCACAAUUAGCUGAUAGGCAAGAAAUAACCAAACAAAUUCAAGACAACGAAGAGAAAUUAAGAAGCAACCUAGAGGUAGCAUCAUCAGGUAUAGAAGGUGAAGGAAAUGCACUUGCAGGGACCUUGGCAGAGUUUUAUGAAGCACAAGCACGAUGGGGAAGAGAUACAUCUGCAGAAGAACGUGAAAAGAUGGUUGAAGAAGCUGCCAAAGCUAAAACUGCUAGGCUCGUCAGAAAAAUCGAGCAUAAGCUAGCUAAAGCUAACAGCAAGAAGCUUAGAGCAGAGAAACUAUUAUCAAAGAUAGAGGCCUCGAUGGUUCCCGCUGAUCCAGAUUAUGACAGAGAAGCGAUCACUGAUGAGGAAAGGAUUGUGUUCCGGAAAAUUGGGUUGAGAAUGAAGCCAUACUUACCUAUGGGGAUCCGUGGUGUUUUUGAUGGAGUUAUUGAAAACAUGCAUUUGCAUUGGAAGUAUAGAGAGGUUGUGAAGCUAAUAACCAAACAAAAAGACGAUGGCAUUUGUUGAAGAUACAGCUAGACUGCUGGAAUACGAGAGUGGUGGGAUACUGGUGGCAAUAGAAAGAGUACCAAAAGGUUAUGCUCUCAUUUACUACCGUGGGAAGAAUUACCGCCGUCCCAUUAGCUUGAGACCAAGAAAUCUUUUAACAAAAGCAAAGGCAUUGAAGCGUUUUGUAGCAAUGCAACGCCAUGAGGCUCUCAGUCAGCACAUAUAUGAACUGGAGCACACAAUAAAACAAUUGAAAGCCGAAAUUGGUUUAUCUGAGGAUGAUAGUUCUGAUGAUUGGAGCUCAGGUGCAUCGCGAUUGGUAGAUUCUAAUUCAGACUUCACUGAAGGAGAGAAUGAUGCUUCAUAUAUAGCAUCUGAUGAGGAUGGUAGCAAUAAUGACGAGGAAGAAGAGGAGGACCUUGAUUGGGAAGAUGAAGAUUUUGAGUCUUCGGACUCUGAUAAUAGUGACAUUCUUUUAACACAUAAUGUUUAACAAGCUCAUCAAAAUCUGUCUCUUAAGCAAGUGAAUGUGUCCUCCUUCCCAAUGUUCAUCUGCAUAUGCAGGAUUGAUAUACACAUUCUAAGCCUUCCAUGGACAGAGUUACUGAGAAGCAUAUUCUGGAAAUGAAGCUCCAGCUAUGGCAUAGCAAUGGAUUCUGGUGAAGUUCCUGUGAGUGGCGAAGGGAGUUGAUUGUUCGGACUUCUAACCUCGAGACAGAAUCUAGGAUGGAGAAGGUGGUGCUUGUAACAUAGCUAAGGCAAAUGGCCAUCGGACACUUCAGUUGCUGGGUUUAGUUUGUUUGGAAAUUUGUAUGGCAUAUGUUGUACAUACAAAACAAGAUACGGAGAAUAAGCAAAAUUUUGCAGCUUUUUUGAGGGGUUCUGCUCAUGUAUUUGAUACUGUGAUGUCAUUCAUUUCCAGUUUCCUAUUGUAAAAUGUAAUUCAAUGUAAGGUUCAUCGAUAGUGUUAUGUUAGGGUUGUCCCAAGG
This is a messenger RNA of Linum tenue, 6104 nucleotides long. Lineage: Eukaryota; Viridiplantae; Streptophyta; Magnoliopsida; Malpighiales; Linaceae. The record is from the annotation of a GenBank genome assembly.